Molecule: messenger RNA, 867 nt
Organism: Diuraphis noxia (Russian wheat aphid)
Lineage: Eukaryota; Metazoa; Arthropoda; Insecta; Hemiptera; Aphididae
Molecular function (GO): protein binding
Source: RefSeq, a predicted model, not a curated record
UCAAUUCUAAUCAUAAAAUAUCAAUAACAUCAAAAUAUAUUAAAAAUGAAUUCACUUUCAUCUGAGUUUUCAUCACUUCUGUCAAAUGCACUUACCAGUCUAGGACACGAGCGACUAUUCAACAUUGCUUUUGUAUUCACCGUUGAAACUGGAUUUAUUCCGACUUCUUUGGCAGAACAUUUUUUUUCAACUAAUUCAAAUAUUCAAUUAGCUAAAAUGGUAAACACUCAACCACUAAAUUCAUAUUGGCAUAAAAAUCAUAAUAUUUUUCAUGCUGAACUAGUAAUGUCUAAUCAAUUAUGCCAUUUAACUGGUGUUCCUAACAAUGAUUCAUUAAUUAUAACAUUAAGUUAUUUUGAUUUAUCAAAAUGCACAUGUUUCGAAAUUGAUAGAAGUAUUUCCAGUAUAAGCACAGAACUAUUUCAUUUAUCUCUUAAAUAUAAAAAUUUGGUUAGCGUUCCAAUCAAAUGUGCCAUAUUGGAAAUCACUGUUGGUCAAUAUCCUGGUUUGGGCGGAAUACCUGAAGAAUUAAUUUCAUAUAUUAUGACAAAACUAAACACCUCUGAUUUGUAUGCGUUGAUGAGAUGCUGUAAAAAAAUUUAUCAUUCAGUGAUAAGCAAUCAAUUUUUAUGGAAAACAUUAGCCAUUGAGAAUCAUAAAAAGGCAAAACUAUCAACUGAUUUAAUACAACAACCAAUUAUGGAUUGGAGAAUUGUGUAUUAUGAAGUUAAUAGAAUAAAAUCUGGUAGAAGAACAAAUACAAUAAUAAGAGAGUGAUGUAUAUUAUCACCAAUAUUAACACCAAUCAAGAUUUUAAAAUUAAUUGUACAAUUAAUUAAAAAUAUUAAAUUAUAUAUUAUUUUUAUA